AUGGGCUCUUCUGAACUGAAUCGAAUAAAUCUUGAUACAUAUGCAAUGAGGAUCAUGGAAAGAGAUUUAUUGAGGGGAACAAAUUGGUUGAAAUAUUCACCACCAGGAGAAAAUAUGACGCUGCGAAGAUAUGAAUUAGUUACUCCUAUAACUCAAUGGUUUGGAUCCAAGGAUAAAAAUGGCUCUUGGAAAGGAAUGAUUGGACAAAUAGCAACAAAAGAAGCAGAUUUUUCAUUUGUACCCGUUUACAUAACAUACGAUCGAUUCGCUAUUGUUCAUUAUUCCUCACCUUUAAUGUUUUCCCAAGGAGUAUUCGUAUUGAGAUCACCAGAACGAAAACCUAAUUUGUCUGCUAUAUAUAAACCUUUUUCCAAAGAGUUAUGGAUUAUUAUAAUUGUUGUUGCAAUACUAUAUGCCCUAACUGUAUUCCCUAUCAUAAAUAAAGACUUAUCACUGCAUGGAAACGAUAAACUAUGGUCUAAAAGAAAAAUGUUUUGGUUUAUUUUCAAAACUUUCACCAACCAAGGAGACGAUUUGACAUUAUUUCGUAGUUUUCCCUCUAGAUUUGUAAUAGGAAUUUGGUUGUUAACUACUGUUACAUUAGUUUGGAGUUAUACUGGUGUUCUUAUGUCAUUCUUGACUUGUCCUUUUGUAAAUCCAGUUCCUAGAACUUUUUUUGAAUUGUCAACUGCUAUCGAAAAUGGAGAAUAUGAAGUUGGAAUUGAAAAAUAUGGCGCUAUAACAAAGUUAUUAUUUGAAUCGAAAUCAAGACAUAUGAAAAUAAUAGCUGAAAAUGUCAUUUCUCGCAAUAACUUUUACACAUACGACACAGCAAUGAAACGAAUGAUGAAAGAUUAUCAUUUUGCUUUUAUUGGUGGAAACAUAAUUUUAAGAUCUCAUAUGGAUAGUUUAGGAGCUUCGCAUUUUCGAAUGUCUGAAGAUAUUAUAGCUACUUACACAAUGUCAUAUGCAAUGAAGCUUGGAUUUCCGUAUAAAAAUAAAGUUAACAAAAUAAUUGCUCGUCUAUUUGAGUCGGGAAUUAGUAAUCGUCAGAUUAAUUUUAAACUUCCGGAAAAUAAUGAAGAAUCAGCUAUUCACCCAUUAGUCGUGGAAAUUCUCUUAAGUCCUUUCUUACUGUUAGUUUCGGGCUAUAUUCUUUCUACUGUAAUAUUCGCCAUCGAAAUGAUGCUUCGCAAAAUCAAUAAAAAUAAGACUGGCAGCUUGAAUAUAUAA
Centruroides sculpturatus (bark scorpion) is the source of this 1233-nucleotide messenger RNA. Its product is annotated as probable glutamate receptor. NCBI's taxonomy places the organism in Eukaryota, Metazoa, Arthropoda, Arachnida, Scorpiones, Buthidae. Bases 1 to 1233 code for a protein of 410 amino acids. Gene Ontology annotation, cellular component: membrane. Gene Ontology annotation, molecular function: glutamate-gated receptor activity. The transcript has 7 exons. The record is from RefSeq and is a predicted model, not a curated record.